ACGUGCCCGCCCCGCCCGCCGGGAAGGAGCUGCGAAGCGCGGCGGACCAGGCACCAUGAGGCUGACGCGGCUGCUGGCCAUGGCGGAGAAGCUGACGCCCCCUUGGGCCCCCGAGCUCGGCCGGGCGGGGAAGGCGGCCCGGAGGAAGAAGCCCGCGCUGACGCCCAUCCCGGAGGAGGACUGGCAGGUCUUCCGGGGAGACACGGUGCAGAUCCUGAGCGGCCGCGAGGCCGGCAAGCAAGGCCAGGUCAUCCAGGUGGACAAGGAGGAGCAGUCGGUGCUGCUGGAGCGCCUCAACAUGGGCUACUACUAUGCGGACACCAAGGCAGGCAGGGCCAUGAUUGCCAGAGAGAAGCCGCUGUCCUUGAAGCAGGUGGGCCUGGUGGACCCCACCGACAGGCUGCCCACCCAAGUGGCUUGGCGCUACACGGAACAGGGCGAACGCGUGCGGGUCUCCCUCCGGACAGGCCGGAUCAUCCCGAAACCCCUCGAGCAGAGGGAGGACGGCAUCAUCCCGGAGCUGUGGGUCGACGGCCCCAAGGACACCUCCACCAAGGACGCCCUGGAGAAGACAUACACCCCGUCGUUGAAGACCUUCCAGGAGGAAAUCAUGGAGCAGAUGGGGAUCGUAGAGAGACGGCGGCACAGGAAGUCUUACUGGUAUUGAGGCGCCCCUCCCCUUCCCAGAGAGGGAGAGACCGCAGGAACCGGAGGAGCUCUGCGUUCACACCAGUGGGGUCUUUUUAUCAAAGGCCAAGAGACCACUGACAAUAAACAUCCCUUAAC
This is a messenger RNA of Pseudonaja textilis, 786 nucleotides long. RefSeq names its product mitochondrial ribosomal protein L24 (gene MRPL24). The record is from RefSeq and is a predicted model, not a curated record. Gene Ontology annotation, molecular function: RNA binding; structural constituent of ribosome. NCBI's taxonomy places the organism in Eukaryota, Metazoa, Chordata, Lepidosauria, Squamata, Elapidae. Gene Ontology annotation, cellular component: ribosome. Gene Ontology annotation, biological process: translation.